Centruroides sculpturatus (bark scorpion) is the source of this 798-nucleotide messenger RNA. RefSeq lists its product as uncharacterized. Gene Ontology annotation, biological process: methylation. The transcript has a single exon. The coding region runs from base 1 to 798 and encodes 265 amino acids. Gene Ontology annotation, molecular function: nucleic acid binding; methyltransferase activity. The record is from RefSeq and is a predicted model, not a curated record. Lineage: Eukaryota; Metazoa; Arthropoda; Arachnida; Scorpiones; Buthidae.
AUGAUUGGUUUGCCCAUGAAAAAGAUCGUGAAAAACUCACUCGGCUACGACAAUUCUCUCUUUGUUUACCAAGACAAACAAAUGUUUAAUUACUCGGUUGACACAAUUUUGCUCGGCAACUUUGCGACCCUUAACGCCAGCACUCAGAAAGUUUUGGAAAUUGGUACUAACAACGCCGCGCUGGCGCUUUUUUUAGCCGCGCGCAGCACUAAAAUUCACGUUGAUGCCUUAGAAAUUCAACCCGAAGCGCUCCAAGUGGCGCGGCAAAACGUGACUCUCAACCAAAAAGAGCAACAAAUCACUUUAAUUGAGGGUGACUUUAACGAUUAUUGGCAAACUUAUGCAGCUAAACCCAAGUCAUCGCUUUACGAUUUAAUCGUGGUCAACCCGCCCUUCUAUAAACCUGGUACGACCAACUUAGGCAAAAUUUCGCCCAGCAAACUGAUGGCGACCCACGAAGUAAGCAUCACUUUGGAAGAUAUUAUCGGCGGAUCCGCUCAUCUACUCAAAAAAAACGCUUACUUGGCACUUGUGAUCGCGACCGAGCGGCUGGUUGACGUUUGCCACUUGAUGCGUCAAGCUGGCUUUGAAGUUAAAAGGGUUCAGUUUGUCCAUCCGAGAACUUUCCAAAAAUCUAACUUGGUAUUGGUCGAAGGUCGCUACCAAGCGGGUUGGGGAACCCACUUUUUACCUAAUCUUUAUCUCCAUCCCGACGACUUAGGUAAAAGCUCUUACCGUCCCGAGGUCGUCAAGCUCUACCGACCGAUCAAAGUCAAUCAGAAAGAUGGCCAUGGCUAA